GCCUUAACGGCUCGGGGUUAUAUACAAUAGCCCCAAAACUGUGAACUCGUUAUCCGCCAUCAUACUGAUUAUCGACAACCUGGGGAGUCGCAUAUUGGUUGUCUCUUAUUUACUCCCAAAAUGGCCGACGAAACAACGAAGCAACCACUCCAGGACGAAGAAACUGGUGUUACAGCAUCAUCAGGGAUAGAUGGACCACCCACCUACGGCACACCUCCCCCUUUAUACCAGGAAGAAAAUGCACCUCCGACCUAUGAAGAAGCCAGCAGAGAUGCUCCUCCUUCCUACCAGUCCAUAUUUGGGCAAAUGCAAGAUGCUAAGAGAAAAUCGUCUGGAGUCACAGAUUUCUUCAAGAAGCUUCUGGCUGUCAUUUUGGGAACCUUGGGUUGUACCAUAGCCAUUGGCGUUGUUAUGGCGAUACCGAUAGCCAUGAUCGUGAUGGGAUCAUUAUAUUUACAUGACUGCACAAUAGAACCUUAUAUACCGAUAUAUCUGAUAGUUGGUGGUUGCUUUGGCGUACUGAAGAAUUUAGUAUCGUUAGGUCAGAGAGCUAAACGACAUCAAGAUGAUGACGGAGAUCAAGAGGAUAAUGUGAGAUCCGAUCCUUUCAAUUCAUUAUUGAAUUGCUUUCUCCUUGCCUGGUUUAUAGCAGGUAACGUGUGGAUAUACAGAUCAUAUCAACCAAACUUUGAGGAUGUCACCUCUCCAUAUUACUGCUAUGAACCGCUCUAUAAAUUUGCCUUCUGGUUGACCAAUGCUACUUACAUCAUGUUAGCAUUCUGUUGUUGCUGUCUGUGCUGUGCAGCAGGGUGUACUGCUAUGAAAACCAAAUAA
Molecule: messenger RNA, 834 nt
Organism: Saccoglossus kowalevskii
Lineage: Eukaryota; Metazoa; Hemichordata; Enteropneusta; Harrimaniidae
Product: transmembrane protein 272-like
Source: RefSeq, a predicted model, not a curated record